AUGGUUCAGGUGCAGGAGAUGGGGCCAAGCUCUUUGGUUGUGUGCGAGGUGGAUGAGAGUCUGAAAGAAAAACUGAAGAAGUUUAGAUUUCGAAAAGAGACCAACAAUGCAGCCAUCCUGAUGAAAAUUGACAUGGAGAAACAGCUUGUGAUCCUGGAGGAAGAGUAUGAGGACAUCUCCCUGGAUGACCUGAGGAAUGAACUUCCAGAGCGGCAGCCAAGAUUCAUUGUUUACAGCUACAAAUACAUCCAUACAGAUGGCAGGGUGUCCUACCCGCUGUGUUUCAUAUUCUCAAGUCCAGUGGGUGAGUAAUUCAUCCUAAUUCAGUGAACAGCCAAUUAAGUGAAGGAUUAGCAUUACUGUACUGCAACAUCCUUUUGAACAAAAUAACUUUUCGAAGGUAGUAAGUGAUAAUUGAAAGUAAUGAGAUUCAAUCAAUAUUUACCAUAUGGUGAGAUCAAAGGUUCAGUGGACAGACAUCUGUAGUUUAUGCACCCUCCUCAUUCUCAAUAGGUUUUUGAGACGCGAAACAUAGACCACUUGUCUGAAGAGUGGCUGAUAAACAAACUGUCUUUCUUUCGCUGAAUAGACACUUGUGUUCACGUUAGCAAAAGUGCAUGUGUUGAACAUACCAGCACAUUAACUUCAUUACUGGUUUGCAAUAAAUUGCUUAUAGUGUCACUUAUGUUAUUGCAUUCUUAUUCCUUAGUUGUACUCAGAAACCAUUAUUACCAGCCUGGUUGCCAGUCUUUCUGCUCUCUUUUGUUGAC
Messenger RNA from Oncorhynchus keta (chum salmon), 770 nucleotides. Its product is annotated as glia maturation factor gamma. Lineage: Eukaryota; Metazoa; Chordata; Actinopteri; Salmoniformes; Salmonidae. The record is from RefSeq and is a predicted model, not a curated record. Gene Ontology annotation, cellular component: actin cortical patch. Gene Ontology annotation, biological process: actin filament debranching; negative regulation of Arp2/3 complex-mediated actin nucleation. The transcript has 5 exons. Gene Ontology annotation, molecular function: Arp2/3 complex binding; actin binding. The coding region runs from base 1 to 312 and encodes 103 amino acids.